AUAGUCUUGAACAUCCUAUAAAUUCAUUAGAUCAUUCUCUUUCUUCUCCCUCUUGAUGGAUAAACGUAGGAGGAAGACUGGUCAAUCCCCCAUGAAGCACAAUUCUGAGUUUGAAGAGGUGAGCAGUAGAAAAUGGGAGUUCAUUAAUAUGAGCGAACAAGAAGAAGAUAUCAUUUAUAGAAUGCACAAACUUGUUGGUAACAGGUGGGAUUUAAUAGCUGGCAGGAUUCCGGGACGGAAACCGGAAGAAAUAGAGAGAUUUUGGUUAAUGAGACAUAGUGAAGCGUAUGAGGAUUUAAGGAAAAGAAACGAUGGAGCUUCUGUGAUAGUUGGGAAAUCGCGAGGAGGUGUAGAGGGAAGAAGCAUCGGGACAACACUGAUCCAGGGGGCGAUCAUGGCGGAAGAGGUCGAUGUCUGCGACGGACAUCACCGGCUAGCAAUGAUGAAGUUCAAAUUAUCGGAGGAACCACAAAAGGUCUUGGUCUUCAACGUCAGAAUCGUGCCUCCACCGGUGACACUAAUCGGCUGUCAUAGUCUAUGCCGCCGGCUGUUGCGUCGCCGACUGUCUCUCCUCCAUGUGACGAUUCAGUUUCCCCCUGAAAACGAUCCAGGCUUGUUUAGGAAAAGAUUCAUCUGCAGUUGA
Lactuca virosa is the source of this 643-nucleotide messenger RNA. The record is from the annotation of a GenBank genome assembly. Lineage: Eukaryota; Viridiplantae; Streptophyta; Magnoliopsida; Asterales; Asteraceae.